Messenger RNA from Labrus mixtus (cuckoo wrasse), 1690 nucleotides. It is a transcript of the gene mthfd2, whose product is annotated as methylenetetrahydrofolate dehydrogenase (NADP+ dependent) 2, methenyltetrahydrofolate cyclohydrolase. Gene Ontology annotation, cellular component: mitochondrion. NCBI's taxonomy places the organism in Eukaryota, Metazoa, Chordata, Actinopteri, Labriformes, Labridae. The transcript has 8 exons. Gene Ontology annotation, molecular function: methenyltetrahydrofolate cyclohydrolase activity; methylenetetrahydrofolate dehydrogenase (NADP+) activity; methylenetetrahydrofolate dehydrogenase (NAD+) activity. Gene Ontology annotation, biological process: tetrahydrofolate interconversion. The record is from RefSeq and is a predicted model, not a curated record. Bases 124 to 1140 code for a protein of 338 amino acids.
UAAAAGCGUCGCUGCUCCUCUUCCUCUCCCACAGGCGGCUCGCUCUCUCUCUCGCGUGUUUCGUAAUCGGCCGCGGUGGUGUCUCUUCUCCUCUCCUCUUCCUCUCUCUCAGCCUCUCUCAGGAUGGCAGCCGUCAGGACUCUCAGGAAACUGUGCCAACACUCCCAGCACACCGUCUGUAAGCUGCACACGUCCGCCUCAAGACAGGAGGCCGUUGUCAUCUCAGGAAAGAAACUAGCACGGCAGAUUCGGGAGGAGGCGCGUGCCGACGUGGAGAACUGGGUCAUAGCCGGCCACAGGAGGCCCCACCUGAGCGUUGUUCUGGUGGGAGACAACCCGGCCAGUCACUCCUACGUCCUGAACAAGACACGAGCUGCAGAUGAUGUCGGGAUCUCCAGUGAGACGAUUCUCAAACACUCAGACAUCAGUGAGGAGGAGUUAUUGGACCUGAUCUACAAGCUCAACACAGACCAUCGUGUGGACGGCCUGCUGGUCCAGCUGCCUCUGCCAGAUCACAUCGAUGAGCGCGCCAUCUGCAACGCCGUUUCCCCCACCAAGGACGUGGACGGCUUUCACGUCGUCAACGUGGGUCGCAUGUGUUUGGACCAGUCCACCAUGCUUCCUGCCACUCCCUGGGGAGUCUGGGAAAUGAUCAGACGGACAGGUAUUCCUACUCUUGGGAAGAAUGUUGUGGUCGCGGGACGCUCCAAGAACGUGGGCAUGCCCAUCGCCAUGUUGCUGCACACAGACGGCCGCCAUGAGAGGCCUGGAGGUGAUGCCACAGUCACCAUAUCACAUCGUUACACUCCAAAGGAGCAGCUUCGCCAUCACACUCAGAUCGCUGACAUCAUCGUGGCGGCUGCAGGUAUUCCAAACCUCAUCACGGCCGACAUGAUCAAAGAGGGAGCGGCGGUGAUCGACGUGGGGAUAAACAGAGUGCAGGAUCCAGUCACCGGGAAAAGCCGGCUAGUUGGAGACGUGGACUUUGAAGGCGUGAGGAAGAAGGCGGGCUUCAUCACCCCCGUGCCCGGCGGCGUGGGACCCAUGACCGUGGCCAUGCUCAUGAAGAACACUAUCAAAGCAGCGAAGAACGUGCUGCUGUUUCCCCCGGAGAGGAUCCGCAUGGCAGCCGCAUCUUAAUGGGAAACAAACCAAUCAAAGCAACAGUGACACAUUCCACCCUCUUCUCAAUGACACCCCCCGCCCCCCUCGCCCCUCACCCCCCCCUCGCCCCUCCCCCAUCGUUUUUGCUGGGAGAAGUCCGACGAGCUCCCAUUGCACAGGAACUGGAAAGACGAUCCUGUCCUCUCCAAACUCCAGGUCCUGCCAUGUUUAGACUGUUACCCCCGCUCCUCGGCCGAGCGUCUCAUGUAACAGGGUUCUGAGUAUUUAUCGAAUGAAUUUUCCGUUAACGAAUCUUGAAAGAUUGUUCUAUUUAUUGUUACACUGACAUCGUAUUUAAACCUGGAUGAAGGAAACAGGUCACAGUAUUUCACUCUGAGCUGGUUUACAGUUACUAAAGAGCCGAGUGAGGCCUGUCCGUUGUGUUUCUUUCACUUGGUUCGAUGUACCACGAGUGAUAAGGGCUGACAUCAUCAGGAGCAAGUCUGUUUAUCAAUAUAUAAGCUUUAAAGAUUCACAAAUGCCUUUGUAAAAACUUUGAAAUAAAUAUUACAAUAAUGUUCGCACA